AUGCAUGGCUUAGCUUGUCUUCCCGUCACACGCACCACCACCACCACCAUCCCACAACUUCUUACCCAUUCAAAACUACCCCACUCCCCUCCAAAACAACAACACUUCACAAACAACACUUCACUCCAUAACCACAUCUCAUUCCUCUGCAAACAUGUUCGAAUCCAAGAAGCCGUCGAUUCACUUUCCCAAUUGCCACAACACGUCCGCAUAGGACCCGAUAUUUACGGUGAACUCCUCCAAGGAUGCGUCUAUGCAAGAGCCCUCAGUUUAGGUCUUCAAAUCCACGCUCACAUGAUCAAAAAAGGUCCUUCCUUUUCUACAAACGAGUUCAUCGAGUCCAAGCUUGUGAUUCUCUACGCAAAAUGCGGUCGUGCUGAUAUCGCGGUUCAUCUCUUUCGUAACGUUGUUACAAACCAGAAUCUAUUCUCUUGGGCUGCAAUUAUAGGCCUGCAAGCCCGAAUGGGACUCUCCCAAGAAGCCUUGUUGAGUUAUGUGGAAAUGAUGGAGAAAGGGUUUCUUGCUGAUAAUUUCGUUGUCCCCAAUGCUUUGAAGGCUUGUGGGGCACUCCGAUGGGGUGGGUUCGGGAAAGGAAUUCAUGGGUAUGUCGUUAAAAUGAAUAAGGAAUUUGAUGGUUGUGUUUAUGUUGCAACGAGUCUUGUUGAUAUGUAUGGAAAAUGUGGGUUUUUGGAGGAUGCGGGGAAGGUGUUUGAUGAUAUGCCUCAGAAGAAUGUUAUUGCUUGGAACUCCAUGAUUGCGGUCUUUGCUCAAAGUGGAAUGAAUAUGGAGGCUGUUGGGCUAUUUAAGAAGAUGAGAUUUCAGGGUGUUGAGGUUACUGAGGUUACGUUGUCGGGGUUUUUUUCGGCUUGUGCUAAUUUAGAGGCUGUCAAGGAAGGUAAACAAGGGCAUGCUCUUGCUCUUGUUAUGGGAUUUGAGUUAGGUAACAUUAUAGGUAGCUCUAUUAUGAAUUUUUAUUCUAAGGUUGGUUUAAUUGAGGAGGUUGAGUUAGUUUUUAGAAAUAUUACGGUUGUGAAAGAUGAGGUGACUUGGAAUUUGAUGAUAUCUAGUUAUGUGCAGUUUGGAAUGUUUGAGAAGGUGCUUGAGAUGUGUCAUUGGAUGAGGGAGGAGGAAAACUUGAGGUUUGAUUGUGUCACGCUGUCUUCUUUGUUGACUGUUGCCGCGGAUACUAGAGAUGUAGAGAUGGGUAAGAAGUUGCAUGGGUUUUGCCUUAGGAAUGAGUUUAACUCUGACGUGGUUGUGUUAAGUGGCAUUGUAGAUAUGUAUGCGAAAUGCGGGAGAAUGGAUUGCGCGAGAAGAAUAUUUUGUUUUGCGGCGAAGAAAGAUCUUGUGUUGUGGAAUACAAUGUUGGCAGCUUUUGCGGAGAAUGGUUUGAGUGGGGAAGCUUUGAAAUUGUUUUUUCAAAUGCAAUUGGAGAGUGUUCCUCCAAAUGUUGUUUCGUGGAACUCUUUGAUAUUUGGUUUCUUUAGAAAUGGUCUGGCGGUUGAGGCUCAAGACAUGUUUUCUGAAAUGCAAUCAUCGGGUGUAACACCUAAUUUGAUCACAUGGACUACUAUGAUAUCUGGCUUGGCUCAAAAUGGUUUUUGUUACGAAGCUAAUAUGGUUUUCCGGCAAAUGCAAGAUGCAGGGAUGAAACCUAAUAGCAUAAGCAUAACUUCCGUACUAUCAGCAUGCACAGAUAUGGCAUUAUUGAACUAUGGAAAGGCAAUUCAUGGGUAUGUUAUGAGGAAUUUCAUGUCUUUUACUCUUCAAAUUACAACCUCUAUUAUUGACAUGUAUGCUAAAUGUGGAAAUUUGGACCAUGCAAAGUGUGUUUUCGUUAUGUGUUCAACAAAGGAAUUGCCUGUGUACUACAAUGCAAUGAUAUCUGCUUAUGCUUCACAUGGUAAAUCUGCAGACGCCCUUGCUCUUUUUAAAGAAAUGGUGAAAGAAGGUAUAGUCCCGGAUCACAUCACUUUUACUAGCGCUUUGUCAGCAUGUAGCCAUGGGGGAUUGCUGAAGGAGGGCCUAGAGCUUUUCAAAUACAUGGUGUGUGAACUCCAAAUGAAGCCGAGUAAAGAGCACUAUGGUUGCCUAGUGAAACUCCUUGCAAUUGAUGGCCAAUUAGACGAAGCUCUUAGGAUUAUCUUGACAAUGCCAAGUCCUCCAGAUGCACACAUAUUAGGAUCUCUGCUUGAUGCCUGUGUACAGAACCAUGAGACUGAACUUGCAGAUUAUAUAGCAAAAUGGUUAUUGAAACUGGAGCCAAAUAAUCCUGGGAAUUAUGUAGCUCUUUCAAAUGUGUAUGCAACUCUAGGAAAAUGGGAUAAAGUAUCAAACAUAAGGGGCUUCAUGAAUGAAAAAGGCCUAAAAAAGAUUCCUGGAUGCAGUUGGAUUGAAGUUGGACAAGAACUUCAUGUAUUUAUUGCUACCGACAAAUCACAUUCUGAAAAAGAGGAGAUUUAUAUGAUGCUGGAUUUAUUGGGAUUUUAA
Lathyrus sativus (Indian pea) is the source of this 2490-nucleotide messenger RNA. The record is from the annotation of a GenBank genome assembly. Lineage: Eukaryota; Viridiplantae; Streptophyta; Magnoliopsida; Fabales; Fabaceae.